AUGUCAACCGGCGGUACAGGCGGAAAUCCGAUCUGGGGAUUCAAACAAGGGGCCACGAACGCGCAGCCGAGCGUGGAUCAAUCAGACGACCCAGACCCCAAGGGAACGGCGGCUGGAUAUGUCCCCGACCAAAGCGAAAACAAAUCCCUCCUCGGGUCCCUCAAAGAAGCCCUAAAGCCAGGCGACACGAAGAGACAGCAGCAGCAGCAGCAAGGCCUAGGCCACAUGGGGGAUUUCACGCGCGACGGCCGACACGGCGGCGUCGAGGAGACGAUGAUGCGAGGGCACAGAGACUACGACGAGUCCCACCGCGACGGGAUGAAGAAUAGCGGCGUGCUGGAGUCCAUGAUGCCUGGACAGAAGACACACGAGAAUAAGGAAAAAGGGGGGAUUCUGGGCGCGAUGAAGUCCGCUGCGGAGAAUAUGCCGAGUACGAUGAAGAAGGCGAUGGGGGGACAGGAUUCGGGACUGAAGAGCAGUGGCGGGAUUACCGGGAAGACGGAGCGGAACUCUAAGUUCGAUAAGUUCCCUGCUACGGAGAAUUAUCUCGGGCCUCGACCGGGCGAGGAUCAAGAUUCAGCGACGCGGGUGUCUGCGUUUGAUUCUCAGGGGUCGGUUGGGCAUCAAUUCUCGUCCGAGGGGAAUAUUGGUGGUACGGCACAGAAAGUCGGCGGCCCCUUCUCGAAAGAAGGCGUGAUCGGUCGCCAGUUUACGGAUAAGGGAUCCGUGGGCGGGAAGGUCCAGGAUACAAUGGGACAGGGCGAUGCCACGAGGAAAGGAACUUGA
This is a messenger RNA of Annulohypoxylon maeteangense, 786 nucleotides long. RefSeq lists its product as uncharacterized. The record is from RefSeq and is a predicted model, not a curated record. The transcript is spliced from 3 exons. NCBI's taxonomy places the organism in Eukaryota, Fungi, Ascomycota, Sordariomycetes, Xylariales, Hypoxylaceae. The coding region runs from base 1 to 786 and encodes 261 amino acids.